This is a messenger RNA of Thunnus maccoyii (southern bluefin tuna), 910 nucleotides long. Its product is annotated as major histocompatibility complex class I-related gene protein-like. The record is from RefSeq and is a predicted model, not a curated record. The coding region runs from base 162 to 770 and encodes 202 amino acids. Lineage: Eukaryota; Metazoa; Chordata; Actinopteri; Scombriformes; Scombridae. The transcript has 3 exons. Gene Ontology annotation, cellular component: external side of plasma membrane. Gene Ontology annotation, biological process: immune response.
GAUAUUACAGAGUUUGACCUGUUAAAGUAAAUGUUCCUCGGCUAUUUGGUUGGUAAAGCGUGACGGCGAUAAAAGUGAUAUCAGUGACGCACACGCCCAACAAAACUGAAAGUGCGACUGGUUUGUCACUGGACAGGACUCCCCAAAGUUAUACCACGAGGAUGAUGGAGCUUGUUUUUCUGCUCAUCUUCUUUCCUGUCACACAAUCAGUGAGACACUCCCUGAAAUAUAUUGUGACUGCAUCCUCUGGACUCCAAACCUUCCCAGAGUUUGUGGUUGUUGCUGUGGUUGAUGAAGUUCAGGUGGGAUACUGUGACAGCAACAUCAAGAAAGUAGAAUUCAAACAAGACUGGGUGAAAAAAUUAGUCAAAGAUCAUCCUCAGCACUCAGAGUGGCACACUGAUUCCUGUGUGUCUGUCCAUCUGAAUCUAAAAGCUGAAGUUGUUGAUUUGAAGCAGCACUUUAACCAAACUGCAGGUGUCCACAUUUUACAGUACAUGGUUGGCUGUGAAGGGGAUGAUGAGACUAAAGAGGUUAUUGGUUUUGGUCAGUAUGGUUAUGAUGGAGAAGACUUCUUAGUAUUUGACCUGAAGACACUGACAUGGAUCGCUUCACAACCACAAGCUGUCAUCAUCAAAUACAAGUGGGAUAGUAACAAAGCUAGAUCAGACAAUGUGAAGAACUUCCUCACCAAUGUUUGCCCUCAUUGGCUAAAGGAGUAUUUGGACUAUGGGAAGAACUCUCUGAUGAGAACAGGUAGAAUCACAUGAUCCGAUGUAGUUCAAUGGACACAAUGAUAUUUAUUUUCUCUUAUGUCGAUAAUGUGCAGUGACAUUAUAAUUAAAAUGAACUAACAUGUAGAGAAUUAUUGCAUAUAAUCAUCCGUAAUGUUUCUGUCUUUGAUGUUCGG